GCUCUGUUCUCCCCACCGUGCGCCUAUUGUCUUUCUUGCUACGUUAUACUUCUCAGUUGGUCGGGCGAAACAUAGAGAGAGGGAAUGCUGAGCCUAAGCAACACUCUUCCAACAGUUUCUGGUCCUCAGAGAAGCAGUUUUGCCUCUCCAAUUUUAGCUGUCAAUCCUCAAAAAAGUACCAGCUGCUUUAAAAAUCACAGCUUUGUGUUUUCAUCAUCUUUAAUGAGACAACAAUCUGAACACACCCCAACUAUGUUGUCUUGCAAAGCUUCUUUGGAAGUUGUAAAGGACUCACCCAGUUGUUCAGCAGUCCAUGGAAUAUCGGAAAUGGUUGUGGGUGUUUUGGGAGGAGGGCAGCUGGGUCGUAUGCUGUGUGAAGCGGCAUCCCAGAUGGCGAUCAAAGUGAUUGUCUUGGACCCAAUGGAGAAUUGUCCUGCUAGUGCACUAGCACAUCAACAUGUCGUGGGAAGCUAUGAUGACAGUGCCACUGUUGAAGAAUUUGGGAAAAGGUGUGGAGUACUAACCGUUGAGAUCGAGCAUGUUGAUGUUGCCACACUAGAGAAGCUUGAGCAACAAGGUGUGGAUUGCCAACCCAAGGCUUCUACUAUUCGUAUAAUCCAGGAUAAAUAUCUUCAGAAGGUCCACUUUUCUCGUCAUGCUAUCCCACUUCCUAAGUUUAUGCAGAUUGAUGAUCUUGAAAGUGCUAGACGAGCAGGGGACCUGUUUGGUUAUCCACUUAUGAUAAAGAGCAGGAGAUUGGCGUAUGAUGGUCGUGGCAAUGCUGUAGCUAAAAGUGAGGAGGAGCUGUCCUCUGCUGUUAAUGUGCUUGGAGGAUAUGGUCGUGGUUUAUAUGUUGAGAAAUGGGCGCCAUUUGUAAAGGAGCUCUCUGUGAUUGUGGCUAGGGGAAGGGAUAGUUCAAUUGCAUGUUACCCUGUUGUAGAAACUAUUCACAGGGAUAACAUUUGUCAUAUCGUAAAGUCACCUGCUAAUGUAUCUUGGAAGAGUAUGAAACUUGCAACGGACGUUGCGCACAUAGCUGUUAGUUCAUUAGAAGGUGCAGGAGUUUUCGCUGUUGAGUUGUUUUUGACAGAAGAUGGUCAGAUUUUACUAAAUGAAGUAGCUCCCAGACCUCAUAAUAGUGGGCAUCACACCAUUGAGGCUUGCUUCACUUCACAAUUCGAGCAACAUUUGCGGGCUGUGGUUGGCCUUCCACUUGGUGAUCCAUCAAUGAAAACUCCUGCUGCAGUCAUGUAUAACAUAUUGGGGGAAGAUGAUGGCGAACCUGGAUUUCUUUUAGCUAAUCAACUUAUUGGAAGAGCAUUGGGAAUUCCGGGGGCAUCUAUUCAUUGGUAUGACAAGCCAGAGAUGCGAAGGCAACGCAAGAUGGGACACAUCACAAUAGUUGGCCCUUCUAUGGGCAUUGUGGAAGCUCAGCUAAGGGUGAUUCUAAAUGAAGGAAGUGUUAAUGGCCAGCCUGCAGUUGCACCACGUGUUGGGAUCAUAAUGGGAUCUGAUUCAGAUCUUCCUGUUAUGAAGGAUGCUGCCAAGAUUUUAAAAGAGUUUGAUGUGCCUGCUGAAGUAAAAAUAGUUUCAGCCCACCGUACACCUGAGAUGAUGUUUUCCUACGCUUUGUCUGCGCGGGAACGUGGUAUUCAAGUAAUAAUUGCUGGUGCUGGUGGUGCCGCCCACUUACCUGGAAUGGUUGCUGCAUUGACUCCACUACCUGUUAUUGGCGUUCCAGUACGCGCUUCCACAUUAGACGGACUUGACUCCCUAUUGUCCAUUGUUCAGAUGCCAAGAGGGGUCCCAGUUGCAACAGUUGCAAUAAACAACGCCACAAAUGCUGGUCUGCUGGCAGUAAGAUUGUUAGGGAUCAGCGACAUAAAGUUGCAAGCUAGGUAUUGAAACCUUCCUCCCUCAUCUUUUCUUGU
This is a messenger RNA of Nicotiana tabacum (common tobacco), 1931 nucleotides long. The record is from RefSeq and is a predicted model, not a curated record. Lineage: Eukaryota; Viridiplantae; Streptophyta; Magnoliopsida; Solanales; Solanaceae.